AUGCUCGAAAAGACCUCUGGGUCGUUGGUGAACGACUCUUCGUCACCAAGACCACCAAAAUUGAAGUCCAGAUCCAACAUCACCAGCGAUAGCACUCUGGUGUUUUUCAUCAACCUGAACCAAUUCAAGGCGGUUUUCUUGGUGAAUCCUGUUCCUGUUUUGAAAAUCAAGUAUGCCAAAACAUUCAACACAUCUAGUGUCAACAACUCCAGUUCUUUUUGGACUCCUUUUCCUAUUGAACCGAGCUGGCUGGUAUUCCACUCAAGCAGAUUCUCAAUGUACGAUUCCAACAGCUGGUAUGCCACCUGUUUGAUUUCCAAACAGAGAUCUUGCAGCUCCGGUGAGAGAGAAUACUCGUUUUUGAUCAAGUACAACUGGGUCUUCAGAACUGCUCUAACUUCCUGCAAAACCUUGAAAUACAGGAACGAAACCAGAUCGCCACUUUUGAUGGUUUGCAACGAGCUCGCUCCCGACGAUUCGGACUCUGCUUCGUCGAUGAUUCUCUCCAUUGCAAUUUGA
Messenger RNA from Ogataea philodendri, 519 nucleotides. RefSeq lists its product as uncharacterized. The transcript is spliced from 2 exons. The record is from RefSeq and is a predicted model, not a curated record. Bases 1 to 519 code for a protein of 172 amino acids. Lineage: Eukaryota; Fungi; Ascomycota; Pichiomycetes; Pichiales; Pichiaceae.